GCGCCGAAACAUUGGGAGGAUUCGCGCGCUACGCGGCGCCCCCGAAACCUCGGGGGAGCGCGGGAGGCGGAGCGGGCGGCGCCGAGAAACAGCGGCUGCGGGCAAGCGGCGGGAGCGAGGAACGCAGAGCCUGCCGCCACCGCCGAGCAGCCCUCCAGCCGUUAGGCGUCCGCUUGUCCGAGCGUCCUCCGCGGAUCGGCGGCGGGCCGGCGGCCGAACCCAUGCAGCCGCGCAGCGAGCGCCCGGCCGGCAGGACGCAAAGUCCAGAGCACGGCAGCCCGGGGCCCGCGCCCGAGGCGCCGCCGCCGCCGCCGCCGCCGCAGCCGGCAGCCCCCGAGGCAGAGCGUGCCCGGCCCCGGCAGGCCCGGCCCACGGGCCCCAUGGAGGGUGCAGUGCAGCUGCUGAGCCGCGAGGGCCAUACCGUAUCCCACAACUCCAAGCGGCACUACCACGAUGCCUUCGUGGCCAUGAGCCGCAUGCGGCAGCGCGGCCUCCUGUGUGACAUCGUCUUGCACGUGGCUGCUAAGGAGAUCCGGGCACACAAGGUGGUGCUGGCCUCCUGCAGCCCCUACUUCCACGCCAUGUUCACAAAUGAGAUGAGUGAGAGCCGUCAGACGCAUGUGACGCUGCACGAUAUCGACCCUCAGGCCUUGGACCAGCUGGUGCAGUUUGCGUACACGGCCGAGAUCGUGGUGGGGGAAGGCAACGUGCAGACUCUGCUCCCGGCCGCCAGCCUUCUGCAGCUGAAUGGGGUCCGUGAUGCCUGCUGCAAGUUCCUGCUGAGUCAGCUCGAUCCCUCCAACUGUCUGGGCAUCCGGGGCUUCGCCGACACACACUCGUGCAGUGACCUGCUCAAGGCGGCACACAGGUACGUGCUGCAGCACUUCGUGGACGUGGCCAAGACUGAGGAGUUCAUGCUGUUGCCGCUGAAGCAGGUGCUGGAACUGGUUUCUAGCGACAGCCUGAACGUGCCUUCAGAGGAGGACGUCUACCGUGCCGUCCUGAGUUGGGUCAAGCACGACGUGGAUACCCGGAGGCAGCACGUUCCUCGGCUGAUGAAGUGUGUACGCCUGCCCCUGCUGAGCCGGGACUUCCUGCUGGGCCACGUGGACGCCGAGAGCCUGGUGCGGCACCACCCAGACUGCAAGGACCUACUCAUUGAGGCUCUCAAGUUCCACCUGCUGCCCGAGCAGAGGGGCGUCCUGGGCAGCAGCCGCACCCGGCCCCGGCGCUGUGAGGGCGCUGGCCCUGUGCUCUUCGCUGUGGGUGGUGGGAGCCUGUUCGCCAUCCACGGCGACUGUGAAGCGUACGACACACGCGCUGACCGCUGGCAUGUGGUGGCCUCGAUGUCCGCGCGCCGGGCCCGGGUGGGCGUGGCGGCAGUCGGGAACCGGCUGUAUGCCGUGGGCGGUUACGAUGGGACUUCAGACCUGGCCACCGUAGAGUCCUACGACCCUGUGACCAACACCUGGCAGCCUGAGGUGUCCAUGGGCACAAGGCGCAGCUGCCUGGGUGUGGCUGCCCUGCACGGGCUCCUGUAUGCAGCCGGUGGCUACGAUGGGGCCUCUUGCCUCAACAGUGCCGAGCGCUAUGACCCCCUGACGGGAACAUGGACGUCGAUCGCCGCCAUGAGCACCCGGAGGCGAUAUGUGCGCGUGGCCAUGCUCGAUGGGAACCUGUAUGCCGUGGGCGGUUAUGACAGCUCGUCACACCUGGCCACCGUGGAGAAGUAUGAGCCCCAGGUGAGCUCCUGGACGCCCGUGGCCUCCAUGCUGAGCCGGCGCAGCUCCGCGGGUGUGGCGGUGCUGGAGGGGGCCCUCUACGUGGCUGGUGGCAAUGACGGCACCAGCUGCCUCAACUCUGUGGAGAGAUACAGCCCCAAGGCGGGUGCCUGGGAGAGUGUGGCGCCCAUGAACAUCCGAAGGAGCACACACGACCUGGUGUCCAUGGAUGGCUGGCUGUACGCCGUAGGGGGCAACGAUGGCAGUUCCAGCCUCAACUCCAUUGAGAAGUACAACCCGAGGACCAACAAGUGGGUGGCCGCGUCCUGCAUGUUCACGCGGCGCAGCAGCGUGGGCGUGGCAGUGCUCGAGCUGCUCAACUUCCCGCCGCCCUCUUCGCCCACGCUGUCCGUGUCGUCCACCAGCCUCUGACCCGUGGUGCGGCUGCGCAGAGACCCGCCCGCGGCCUCCCACGUGCCUUAAGCCCCCUGGGCCCAGCGCCUGCCUCCCCUGCGCGUGGGGCGGGGCUCGGCCCCCACCAGGAACGUCCGGGGCCGUCUGUCCAGUCUCCGCGCGUCUAGGCCGCGGCUUUCUGUGUUCCUUUCUCGGUGUUUGUUUGUGUGUGCCGUUUAUUUAUUCACUCGUUUAUUUAUUGACUGGUGGUGAGCAGGCUGCAGCUGUCAGUCUCUCCGUUUACUUUUAAAGUGUCCUGUCUCUGGGACCAAGCUGCCCUCCUGGGUGUCCUCCCACCGUGCUAGGGGCACUGGGGAGCGACAGGGUGGACACUGGCGUUGCCCGUGGGUAAGGGGCCAACUUGGACUCUCUAGACCUGGAGGGACUGAGAGGUGAUGCAGAGCACUUAUGGGGGGGGACUUUCUGAGCAGGUGCAGACCCCCAGCCUGAGCUGUGCACACCUCCUUGCCUCGCCCAGCCAGGCACACUCCCGGCGGGGGCGGGCACGAAUCGGGCUUCCUUCCCGUGGCUGUGGUGUCAUUUCUGGAUCCUGCACUGAGCUGGGCACACGUGCACCGCAGGCCGCAUACAGCAAUAUGAGCCCCUUGAACAAUAAACACAUUUCCUGGGCUCUGCGG
Molecule: messenger RNA, 2812 nt
Organism: Orcinus orca (killer whale)
Lineage: Eukaryota; Metazoa; Chordata; Mammalia; Artiodactyla; Delphinidae
Gene: KLHL17
Product: kelch like family member 17
Exons: 12
Coding region: 222-2153 (643 amino acids)
Molecular function (GO): protein binding
Source: RefSeq, a predicted model, not a curated record